CCUCUGCGUGGGCGCGAGCACGCCGCCGUCUCGUCAUUGUGAGCGCGGCCUUUCUGGCUGGCCUGGGGGGCGGGGUUGAAGGGAAAGUGCUAAGGCCGCUGAGUGAAGUGAAAAUUCUACUAGAGGAAAUGGCAGCCUCUUCAUCCUCCUCUUCAGCUGGUGGGGUCAGUGGAAGUUCUGUUACUGCAUCAGGUUUCAGUGUCUCAGACCUUGCCCCACCACGGAAAACCCUUUUCACCUACCCCAAAGGAGCUGGAGAGGUGUUAGAAGAUGGCUCUGAGAGAUUCCUUUGUGAAUCUGUUUUCAGUUAUCAAGUGGCAUCCACGCUCAAACAGGUGAAACAUGAUCAGCAAGUUGCUCGGAUGGAAAAACUGGCUGGUUUAGUAGAAGAGCUGGAGGCUGAUGAGUGGCGGUUCAAACCCAUCGAGCAGCUGCUGGGGUUCACACCCUCUUCAGGUUGAUGUUGCGGUGAUGUGCUGGAGGAACACAGCCAGAGCAGAGCCACAGAGACAACUUAUGCAGCCGCUCAGAUUCACAGCUGUAUCACCAAACUGCUAAUUCCCAUCCAUACUUGGUUUCCCUGUAUCUAUCCAUGGCCAACAAAUACUUAAAUAUGUGAUCUUGCAGGGAAAACGUUUAUUUGUUUAAAAAAGUAUUGGGAAUCAGAUUAAGACAAUCAGUUUCAGAGAACCAGAAGGUUUAGGUUUAAAAGAUAUUUAUAAAAUUUUCACAAGCCAAGUAGGAUAUGUGCCAGAAUUAGCCAACUACAUGGCAUGCGUUCUGUCUGUCAUAUAGUGCCUGGAAAUUUUCACCAGUGAAGUUCAAGGUGAGGAUCUAUAGUUAGACCUUUCUGACCUAAACAUUUCUUUUCACAGAUGAAUGUGAUUUCAACUCAGGACCUAUCCAUAUAAGGAAUUUUUAAUUUUUUUUUUUCUUUUUCCUAUUUUAGACAUCUGAGUAGAUAGAUCCUACUUCUUUCUAACCCUUUCUAGACAUACUGGCAAAAAAAAAAAAAAAAAAAAUUGUGUUUUUUGAAUAUUGCAACACUUGUAAAAAAUAAAACAGUGAGCAAAAUCCUUUUAGACACAGAAAUCCUCCAUUCAGCUCAUUGGUAGAUUCAAGCAAUUCUGUAGCAAAUCCUUUGAAAGAGCUCCAGAUUGGUGUUUUAUCCUUUCAAAGUCUAAGGGAUUUGGGAUAGGGAAAAGAGGUCAAAUUACUUUUUACAAGAAUCUAAAAACCAUUUCUCCUAAGCAAAUGGUAGAUUUGCUUUGCUUCAGAGAUAUUUGUCUUUGCAGAAGGGUCUGAAUUUAUCUUAUCAGUAUCUGAGUAGGUUUUUGUACCAUGAUAGAGGAAAACCUGGAAGGCUAAGAAGUGGAGUUUUGUUUUGUUUUGUUUUUUUGUUCUCCCAUGAAGAAUGAUUGGGAAUGUUUUUUGGGUUUUUUAGGAUCCCAGUGUCUACACUGCACAAUUAAGGGAAUCAUUUAUUAUUACAAUGUAUACAUAUUUUGCCUUAGCAUUUGCUUUUCUCCUCAUUAACAACUUAGACCUGAUCUUCUUAGAGUUGCUUAAUUAUAAAUAAAUAUAAUCCCAAGAGCAAUUAACCUUAAUCUCAGGAGUUCAAAAGUUUGUUUAAUACAUGCUACCUGAUGGGGAGGUGGUGACUUCAUUCAGUUGGUAAAGUCUAAGCCCAGUGAAGAUGAAGACCUACUCAUGGUCACAUAACUCAGGCAGAAGAAAUACAGGAACCUGGGAUAAAUCAGAGUUGCUUGAUAGUUCAGCUCACUAAUCUUGACUCUAAAGCAAAUCAGAGAACCACAAGGAGCAGUCCACAAGCUCUCCUUUUUACCUUACUCAACCAAAACAAGACACAUGUAUAAAACCAGUUGUUUCCCUGCAGUACUCUUAGCACCAGUCAUCUUGCUGAUAACUAGGGACAAACUAAAAACUAACUUGCACUGUAAUAAACCUUUAAAUCACAA
Messenger RNA from Marmota flaviventris (yellow-bellied marmot), 1979 nucleotides. It is a transcript of the gene Anapc16, whose product is annotated as anaphase promoting complex subunit 16. Lineage: Eukaryota; Metazoa; Chordata; Mammalia; Rodentia; Sciuridae. Gene Ontology annotation, biological process: protein ubiquitination. Gene Ontology annotation, cellular component: kinetochore; cytosol; anaphase-promoting complex. The record is from RefSeq and is a predicted model, not a curated record.